This is a messenger RNA of Pseudomassariella vexata, 918 nucleotides long. RefSeq lists its product as uncharacterized. Bases 1 to 918 code for a protein of 305 amino acids. The transcript has 2 exons. Lineage: Eukaryota; Fungi; Ascomycota; Sordariomycetes; Amphisphaeriales; Pseudomassariaceae. The record is from RefSeq and is a predicted model, not a curated record.
AUGGCACCGAUAGAACCCGGUCCCGAUCCGAACAAGAGCUUCCGCCAUGGGCCCGCCUUCGAUCGACCCAUACUGCCACGGCCUGUGACUAUUUGCGAUGAUACCAACACCCAGUUUAACGAGGAUGAACUUGCCGUCUUCAUGCAGAAGCAAUCUCCAAUUUUCCGUCUUCCCCGUGAGCUGAGAGACUAUGUCUACCAGGAAGCCAUGCACGGAAACAUCGUUCAUCUCACCGUGUUCCGUCUCGGAGACAAGAAGAUUCCGCGGUUGAGUAACUGCGUCUGUCAAAACUCAGACCUCACCAUCACACAUUCCGCCCAUAAAGAUAUGUGCCUCAACUAUCACGGAAAAGCCUUGCUGAACCCGUGGCAUGGCCAAAACUUGCUAGGUCCACUGCUAGCAUGCCGUCGUCUGUACCAAGAAACGUCCCAAGGUCUGUACAAAUACAACACCUUUACCAUUGAUAACCAGCUCCAGGGCAGCCGUCUGGACGCCUUCAACACCCUCCCCAGCGCCCUGCUACCCCGGCAUUUCCAAUCCAUCACCACGCUAAGCAUCUCCGCCAACUACUACCCCAACACCUGCAAAUGCCAGAUCAUGCGGGAAUUGCCUGUCAUGUACGCCGCCUUACGGCAGAUGCGGGGGCUGCGCGUAUUGACGUUGUCCAUAUGGUCGCGUGAGCUGUGCCAUUUCCAUUGGAUGGAGGACAAGAAGGAAUUGCUCGAUCCUAUGCUGGAUAUUUACCCGCAGCUGGAUGAGUUGUUGGUGUCUUUAUUGGCGGUGGCCGAGUCGGCUUGGUUGAAGGAGUAUAGAGUAAAAAUGCCGAGGGCUACGUUGAUUGGCAAUGAUCAGAAGAGGAAAGAUGAGAAGAGAUUUGGAAUGAGGUUUGUUCCGCCAAGGGAUCGGAGUACGGAGUAG